UCAUAUGGUUACCCUUACACUGCAACUAGAGAUAGUGCCAUAUCUUGUAUCAUCAAAGGUCACACUCGGAUGAAUGCGCUUCAUAAAGUUACAGCGGAUUUAGUAUUUAGCCUGUGUGUGCUUGAAUCUCCGUGUUGUCAGUGACCGUGUGGGCUUCUGGCUUUUGCAGUUUUUAACACGAUUAUGGGAUGGACAGGAAUGGGAUAGAGCGCUCCCAGCCCAACCACAACGAGAGCAUAACGCAAUAUUUGUCGGCUCGGAUGCAGCAGCAUCCUCUCAAAACACUGCUUCAGCACAGUCAUUCAGACCGCCCAACCCGUCGAGGAUGCUGCCGGAGGACCCAGCCCGGCAGUCCAAGCCGUGAUUCGUUUCUGCUGAAGUAAGUCCAUCGCCAAAUCGAAACACACUGCGAUUUAGACUGGGGCCAGGACGACUAAAAACAUAAAGAAGGGGGAGAACUAUAAAGCCACAUCAGCUGCCUAAUUUGUAACUUGAUACCGGAAUAUGGGAGUCGUCGGCGCGGAUGCCGCUCUACACCGGCUUUAGAAGUUGGACAGACAGAAAUGACAUGACUCUUGACUUUGGCCAAUAUUUCCAGCGCAGUGCAGACGGCAGUAUUACAGAAUCCAAAAGGUGGACUUCUUUUGUCCAGAUUACCGGAGGGUGUUGUCUGAUCAACAUGUGGCACCUAAAUAAUAGGCACCUUUAGUCUUUUCUGAGGCAUGGAGCAUUAGGCUACUGAACCCAUCAAGGUGCUACUUAUUAUUCAAAGUAAUGGAAUGAAGACAAUAUCUUGAUAUAAUGGAUGAUAGGUCCAGUAAGCUCAUCUUGGUUCCUAUUUUAGCGGUCCUUUUUGUUAUGAUAGGUUAUCAGUACAUAUGUCCCGCAGGCAGCAAUUCGUGCCACUUUAAGACUGGGGAGAAAUUAAGAGGGGUAAGCCUACUUUCCACCCCGUACCAGGACAGCGAUGAUUUCUACAGAGAUCAAGACCUGGAGGAUGACAGCCCUCCUAAACUACCGUCAAAAUUCAACUUUACCGAAAGAGACCUUGACAGACACGUGGAGUUCAACAUCAAAGGGGACGACGUGAUAGUGUUUCUGCACAUCCAGAAGACCGGGGGAACUACUUUCGGGAGACAUUUGGUGAGGAAUAUUCGCUUGGAGCAGCCGUGCGACUGCAAGCCCGGACAGAAGAAAUGCACAUGUCACCGACCAGGGAAAGAGGAGUCCUGGCUCUUCUCCCGGUUCUCUACUGGCUGGAGCUGCGGACUUCAUGCAGACUGGACCGAGCUCUCGAACUGUGUACCUGUAAUUAUGGAUAAGAAGGAGGCCCAGAGAAAUAAAAGGAACUUCUACUACAUCACCAUGCUGCGAGACCCAGUCUCCCGCUACCUGAGUGAGUGGAAGCACGUCCAGCGCGGAGCCACGUGGAAGACCGCUCUCCAUAUGUGUGAUGGACGCUCGCCCACCCAGGACGAGCUGCCCACCUGCUAUAGUGGGGAUGACUGGUCCGGUGUCACCCUGACUGAGUUCAUGAACUGCCCGUCCAACCUGGCCAAUAAUCGGCAGGUCCGCAUGCUGGCUGACCUGAGCUUGGUGGGCUGCUACAACUUAUCCUCUAUGAACGAGAGCCAGCGUAACCACAUCCUUUUGAGCAGCGCCAUGAGCAACCUGAAGAACAUGGCUUUCUACGGCCUGACUGAGUUUCAACGCAAGACGCAGUACCUGUUUGAGCGGACGUUCAGCCUGCGCUUCAUAUCCGCUUUCAUGCAGAUCAACAGCACGCGAGCUGCCAACGUGGACCUGAGCGAGCCUGUGCGCAGGCGCAUCGAGGAGCUCAACUACUUGGACGUGCAGUUGUACGAGUACGCAAAGGACCUGUUCCUCCAGCGUUUCCAGUUCACCCGCCAGAGGGAGCACCAGGAGGUGCGCUUGAAGAGGCGUGAGGAGAGGCGUUGGCUGAGGGAGCAAAGAGAGCAGGGCAGGCCAUGGCCAGCCAAACACAGAGAGGGAGGAAAUGGAGGCGGAAGAAUGGAAGGAGGGUUGGAGAAAGGGACUGACGUGGACUUCCAAACCACCACUGAGGACUACACAAGCCAAGUGGUCCGUUGGUGAGGCUCUGAUCGAAAGAGAGAGGAGCAAGAGAGAGAUUCCUUACAGACUUGUUUAAACUUUGACUCUCUCUCUCACACAUCCUUAGACUCUCUCUUUCUUUCUCACCAUUAAUUUGUCUCCUGCAUCUGUCUGUUUCUCAGCUUCAGUGGGAUCCAAGUGCUCUGCUGUUUCUUUAUGAAGGCUGCCAAGUCUGUGAGUCUCACAGUAGAUCUGCCUUGGAGUGCCCUUUGGUGUCUUAAAUCUUGAAAUGCUGUUUAUACAUUUUUUUAAUACACUCAUGUCAUUACAUUCUUUUGAUUUUUGCCUUGGUUAUUUAUGUGUUUUAUGAUAAGACAGUAAACUAAGGUGUAAGAAGAAGAAAAAAACAAUCAAAAAAGCUGCCAUAGACUGCAUUGCUUAUAUAAAUGAUUUUGACAUUCAAAGCAACUUUGAUGAAUGUUAUUAUAGUCUUUGUUGCAACGGGUACAAAAACCAUUUGAAAGGUGUAGUUGUAGAAGAACUGAUGGUUGCAUGUCACACAUCCACACUAUACUGACAAUUGAGGAGAGUGAUUUCCAAAAGGUAUGCAGUACUGGAAGCCAAAGUUUAUAAAAACACAAUGUAUUUAUUGUAUUUUUAUUUAAUGACAAUGAAACCCUCUCUAACUACCAUGUUGUAUGCAUGCUAUCCCCAUGUUUUUAACCAAAUUUUAGAAGACUAUUACUGAUGCUUAUAUUUUGGUUACAGUUCAAUAGAUAUUAUUUUCUCAAGUGAUACCUUGCAGACAUUAACACGUCUCCAUCCCAAGAUAACAUGCACACACAAAGCUAAAAUUACACAGUCAAAAAGAGGGAAUCUUGCUGAGCAAAAUAACUAUGUUGUUCCCCGUACAGUGAGUAGAACAUUUUGCUUUUUACGUGAGAAAAGGAAAGUUAUUUGUGAUGAGAAAGGCAUAUUUUGUGAGUAAUUCAUUUUUGAAGUAGUGGGUUGCAGAAAUAAAAAAGUUGGUAAAUAGUACAGGUGAUGAAAUGUGUCAGUGUGGCUGUGUGUGGCCGGACUGUGAAUUAGAUGAUCAGCAUUCAGCUCUCACGGCCCUCCCCGUCACACUGGCUGCUUUUACAUGUUUGUAGAGCUGAGGGCAACUGCACUGUGGGCAGCAAAAACACUUCAAUGCCAGCAGAGUGCCAGCCUACAAAGACCAGCUUGAAAGCAGGUAGUCGAGAACUAAAACAUGUCUGUCUAUUCCUCUGCCCGAUAUUUUCCAUUCCCUCAAAUCCAAUCAGCGUAGCAAUAUGUGAAGAUUAAAGAGAGAGCUUGUUUUUAUCUGCUUAAAUAGGCUUGAGUGAUGCAUUUUAUGCCUCUUAUCUCAUAUUUACUAAAAUCCCUACUUGUUAAAUUAAAUGUUAACUAAAUGUCAACAUUGAAAUGGUAGAGCUGCUGCUAUUUUAACAGUCACUUCCCAUGUUUCUUCUCUGAUUGCAGUUACUUAUUAUUACGUCAGAUGGCACAGUUUUGUUUAUUUUAAGGAAUCACCUGUGUUUUGUCUUGAGUGAUUCAUUCAGCUCGUGCAGUGAACGUGUUGAAUGAUUACAGGUUUGAGCUGUCAGGAGUUGUAUGGGUGCCCUUGUCUGUACGGAUGCACUUAGUCUGAGUUCAGUGAGUGUAUGGAUGGAUGGAAAAGAACAAAGACUAGGUGUAUAGCACAUUGAUAACACUUGAGUUACAGCUCUGAAUAUUUAAUCACUGUGUAGAAUUUAUAGCCGAAUUCAUGAAGUUUGAGUCGUAGCAGUGACCUAGAUUGGUGACAAAAGUUUAUUUCAUGUCAAAUGAUUGUGAAAGUUUAUUUGGGAUAUUUUUACUCUCCAUUUUAAACUCCAUACAUUUCAAAGGCAUUUUGAACUAAAGCUAUAGUUUUGCCAACUUCACAUGCAACAUGAAAAUGUUGCUCAUAUAUUGUAACAAAUGUUUAGUUCUGCUAUUUAACAUUACAUAUUUCUGAUUAAAUAAACAAAAUCAGAGUUUGGGGAAAACAACAUUUUUGUUUAUAAUUAAUUCACUAUUAAUUUUCCCCUCAGAAACUCUGUGUGGGUGUGGUUUGAUCAGACUUUAGUGCCAAAAUGUCAAUGUAAAAAUACUCCACGCAAGUAACUCCCUUACAUUCAAAAUCCUACUAAAAAGUAAGUAGUAAAAAUAAGACCCCAUCGCUCAAAAUAAUAAGCUGAUUGAGAAAAUAUGUUUAAGCGGUCUUUUUAGUAAAACGUGAAUGCAGGAUAACUACUUGUAAUAGGGUAUUCUAUGGACAUGCGAGCAUUUUGGCAUGUCAUAGUAGGUAAAGCACAUGUGUAAAUAAUAAAAUGAAUGAUGACUGAAUUCCAUUUGAAUUCCACUUCAUCAGUGUCAGGAUUCUGGUAUUAAUAUUGCUUUGUUAAUGUUAUUAGUGACACCUGUAUUUUUUCUGUGGCAGGUCAAAAUGUCUGCUCCUGAAAAGGCCUAUUGUGAUAUUGUUAUUAUUAAUAUUUUUCUUAGGUAAAGAAUCUAAAGAGUAUCUGAAUAUCUAUUCAACCACAGACAGAAUGUGUGCAUUAACUGCUAAAUCUAUAGCUAAGUGCAAAAUAGCUGAUAAAACACAUGAUGAUAAUGAAACACUAAUGAAACAUAAUGUUGUAAAUGUGCUAUAUACCUAAGUUAUUUGUGUGUGUGUUUGUGUGUGCGUUCACGCGUGCGUGCGUACAUGCGUGCGUGCGUGUGUGCGAGCAUGCGUGUGAGUCUGUGUGUCAUUGAAAUAUUGUAAACUAGAGAAGCUGCUGUUGAACAGCUGGCAAAAAAAUGCUGAUGCCUGAGGUGCGUCUAAAUGUGUCAAAUAUCACAUGUCUGUGUGUUAUUGUAAUCAGUAACACCUGUUUUGUGCUGCCUUAAAGCCUUCUGUGAGAUACAAGAUACAAACUGAUCACUUACUACAGAUUUACUUGAGAAGCAGAGAGCAUGAAAGGAAAUCAAAUAGUAAAAAAAAUAGGAAAAUGUAAAUAACACCUGUGUUGAUGUGUAAUGAAGCUGCUGUGACACCACAAAGAUCAUAGAAGAGAUCUAAUUAGUACAUCUCAAUCAGCUGUGUUCCCACCUGCAAUUAAUGGUUGCCAUGGCGAUGGUGCUGUUCAAGUGACUCCUGGGUCAGACAGUUAUUUAAAGAUACAGUAUGUAAUAUUACCACAUUAAAAUGUCUAAGAGCCACCAUACCUAUGUUAUAUUUUUUGUUUGGCUGUGUACUUACAUUAUCCUAAAUGUUUCCAACAAUGUUCAAACCCAGAGACGUCUAUAAUUUUAAUCAAUGACGCGGAGCGGGCCAUUUAGUUGCUUGUCAGUGGUGUCAUAUAAUCUUUGCCAGCGACUGCAGUCCCCCACCCAACACUCUGUGUUUAUUGCGUCAAAAAUGUGGGAAGUAGAGUGAGCUAAAAAAGGUCCCUUCUUCUUGAAUUUUAGGUCUCAGUUAACAUGGCAAUCAAUAGGGCAGCUCAAUGGCUCUCCUGUCACUUUGAGUCUCAUAGUGCAAAAUGUGUAAGUAUUUUUGCAUUGUUUGAAACAUUUUUUUUCUACUGCUUCCCAUUCAUUUGAGUGGCCGAAGAAUUCAAGAAAAAACAUUAAAUAAUUCAGACCCUUUUGGGGCUCCGUAAGAUUAAAACACUAAAAGUACUUCCGAUAAUGUUUUUUUAGAAGAUGAGCUGAACAACUUGAACAUGAAAAUGAAAAAUAGGGACGUUUUUACUUAGGAGCUGAUGGUAAUUAGGUGUCAAAAACAAGGAAGUACAUUGCUGUCAACAAUCCCACCAAUUGAAUUAAAGUUAUGUGUGCAUCCAUUUCCUUAGCUUUAUCAACAACAUAUGUCGAUAUGAGAGAGAUCAGAGUUUAUUUCUUUCUCAGUCACAGUUGCCACUCUGUAUUAUGAUUAUCUACGGCAGCUCUUCCCUGAGCACGGAAAAUGUAUAAGAUUUAUAAUUUCUGAAUAAUUAUAAAUAAAACAAGAGUACAUUGUUUAAUUUUAGGUGUAUUAUUUCUUUGACUUCUUAUAUUAUUACUAUUAUAUUUAUUAUAUUUAUUCCACUAAAUGAUGUCAUUAAGACUUUACACCAAUUUUGAAGUUGGAAAAGUGAAAACUCUCAGACUAUGGUGGAAAUAAGCCAACACAGAUUUGAUUCUACAUUUAACUGAUAUCGCCAAUAAAGGACAUGUUGCUUUGCUAAAGGAACAUUAAACGUGUACUGCCACUUCAUAGCUCUGAGAAGCAGAUGUAUCCCUGUUUAUUUGUUUAUUUAAUAUUUCUAAUUUCAACUGUUGCUAAAGAAUGGCUUUGCCUGAUGGAAAAUAUCAUUACUACCAACACCUCAGUGAUAAUGGAAGAGAGCUUUCUUAGUGUAAGCAUUUCUGUACAUGUUAAAAGUAUUGUGAUGAAAUGAACAGUCUCAAAGCCUUUUGGCUUGUAAUAUUUAAUCUGCCAUUUUUCCUGUCAGACCUGAAAAAAUGAAAUAAAUGCAUUGAAUGGC
Messenger RNA from Etheostoma spectabile (orangethroat darter), 6629 nucleotides. It is a transcript of the gene hs6st3b, whose product is annotated as heparan sulfate 6-O-sulfotransferase 3b. Gene Ontology annotation, cellular component: membrane. Gene Ontology annotation, molecular function: heparan sulfate 6-sulfotransferase activity. The transcript has 2 exons. NCBI's taxonomy places the organism in Eukaryota, Metazoa, Chordata, Actinopteri, Perciformes, Percidae. The coding region runs from base 802 to 2115 and encodes 437 amino acids. The record is from RefSeq and is a predicted model, not a curated record.